This is a messenger RNA of Spirodela intermedia, 4897 nucleotides long. The record is from the annotation of a GenBank genome assembly. NCBI's taxonomy places the organism in Eukaryota, Viridiplantae, Streptophyta, Magnoliopsida, Alismatales, Araceae.
AUGGAGUCAGCCGCGGUUAUUCGCCGGAGCGCCAUCGCCGCCGCCGUCCCUGCCGAAGGCCCCUCCAUCAAGUCCUCCCCUUUUUCUAGGAAGACCCCUUCUUCCGUCGGUUUUCUCCGGCGUCACCUCGAUUCCCGGGUGUCCCAGCCCAAGCCGUUGGCCGUCUGCUCCGCGCUUAGUAUGGAUACUGCGGCAACGGGGGCGCUGGACGCAGUGGGGAUCACUCUUCCCCGGCCCGAUUCCUUCGGGCGGUUUGGUAAGUUCGGGGGGAAAUACGUACCCGAGACAUUGAUGCACGCCCUUAGCGAGCUGGAGGAUGCCUUCCGAUCCCUCUCCAAGGACGCAAACUUUCAGGUCAAUUCGGCCUUUUUCUUCUAUUGUUCCUUUGAGACCUUCGUGAAAUAUCUCUGAUUUUCUUUCUUUUAAAAUCAUUCGAUUGCUUGGAUUUGUUGACCGCUGAUUGUGCUAAAUGCUAGCGCGACGAACUUCGCCUCUUCCUCUGUUUAUUUUGUGUCCAUUUUACAUUUCACUACCUGCAAUCGUUCGAUUUUUUGGCUCCAUGAUAUUAGAUUAUUCUAUUUUAAAUUCCAGUUCCCCUGCGCUGGGAAGAUUUCCCUCAAAUGUUUUCAUAUGGAUUACUGCUUCCCUUUGAAACCUCUGCAUUUUAUUUUUUUUAUUAUUUUCUGUACGUCAAGAUUUUUUUCUAACUCAGGACACCGUAUGCUUGUUUCCUCAAAAGAAAAAGGUUUAAGAUACACUUUCUGUGCGGGGGAAGGCAUUGUGUCCGGUACUCGUCAGUUUUGAGGUGUCUUAAAGGAUAAUAUGCCUUAUGUGGAUUUGAUCCGAAAGUCUUAUGAUCCUCAGAAAAUGUGUGCCGGGACCUCACAAAAAUUUCAUGACUGUUUAGUCUGCGAGUAAAUUACUGAAUGGACCUUGAUACUUAUCUUCAAAAGAAAAGACAAAUAAUAGUACAAUCGCGGAUUCAUGAAUUCCUUGUGCACCAGAUGAUGAAAGUGAGCAUUAAUGGCUAGUUCUUUAUUCGCCUUUUUCCUUUUUUUUCUGGAUCAAAAUUGUUGAUAUUUACUCCGUCAUUACUCUUUUUACCAUUCGGUGUCCGUUUCCUUUUCUAAAAGCAUAGGAAUGAUGACCUAUGAGGCACCUGGACAGAUUCCUUGAUGUUUGGCCUCGAAGAAGACAAAUGGUGCAAGGCAUCUAUCUAUGUUUCAUGGUUCAUCUGUUCUUUGUUGGAAACUCUUCCUUUUAUAUAUAUUCUUGAUGAAAUCCACCUUUUUAUAUAUUUUUUCCUUAUUCUCGUUAUUUACUUUGCAGGAAGAACUCGAUGGAAUUUUGAAAGACUAUGUUGGCCGUGAGACCCCACUCUACUUUGCUGAGCGAUUGUCCGAGCACUACAAGAGGCCUAAUGGAGAGGGCCCACUCAUUUACCUUAAAAGGGAGGACCUCAACCACACUGGUGCCCACAAGAUCAAUAAUGCCAUUGCGCAAGCCUUGCUUGCCAAACGUCUAGGAAAGAAGCGUAUAAUAGCUGAGACAGGAGCAGGCCAACAUGGAGUUGCCACAGCCACAGUUUGUGCAAGACUUGGUCUCGAGUGCAUCAUUUACAUGGGUGCACAGGAUAUGGAGAGGCAAUCUCUUAAUGUUUUCCGAAUGAGGCUUCUUGGAGCAGAGGUUUGUCAUUACUGUUAACUUCUAAAAGAUUACCACCUUUAGCAGUGGGUUCUAUCUAUUUAUUCAUAUGCACAUAGGCCUGUAUUCAUAGACACGCAGAAUGAUAUCACUAGUUUUUGCUGGAUCUCGGGUCAUUGUUCAACCACCAUUGCUUGGUCUUUUUAAGCAGUUCUACUUUUUCCAUCCUAUUUGUUCUGUUCUUUGAAAACGAUCUAGCUCCAGGCUAUUUUGUUUCCUCCGUUCUACCCCUGGACCAGAGUGGAAGUCAUACAUCUUCCCCGUUGUCUGGUCCUUAGUUGCCAUCUUGAUCGUCUUACUUAUCAUGAUCCAGAUCCAGCCCUUGUUUCCAUCAAUUUGGAUUUGAUUCCAACUGUUUGAAUCGCGCAGCUGUUGUACCGUGUGCAUAUAUUUUGAAUCAAGCAAAUGAUUUCUUUUGUGUAAGUUGUGAUACACCCAUCUGUUUGAUGGUGAAUGGAAUUAUGAUUUUUCCUCACCUAUCAGUAUUGAAGCAUUUGAUGGUGGUACUUGUUUAUUUUUCCCUUGUCUUUAGGAGUUUCUGGUUGAUAAUGCAUAUGUUUCAAUUUAUUGCCUGGUAGUUGCUUCAACUAAAAACUGUUUGAACCUUGAUGAUAAGAGUGUUUUUCACUUAUCAAUAUAUUAAAAUGUACGAAUAUAGUCUGAAUAGUUAUUUGAAACUUUUUCAGGAAGAAUAUUAUAAUGAUUCUCAUUUAUAAUGUCCUUACAUACCUUGAUGGUAGUUGUUCAAAAUAUAAUGAUUCUCUUUUGCAUUUGCAAGGUUACCUAGUUGAAUGUCCUUGGACGCCAAAACAUAGCCUGCAACUCUGUGAAUGGUAUUUUUUGGGUUCUGACUAUUAUGAAACAAACAUUUUUGGGGUACUUAAUUAUUUUUGUUAAAUGGACCAAAAAAUUUCCAUGUUAACCUAAACAUGAUGUAAAAUGAGAGGGGUCAUCAUAACUUCUUCCAACCAAGAGCUUCAAUCUCUAAUGUCUGACGUUGUGGACCUACAUAUUUCUUCUGAAGGCUGAUUUGUUUAGUCCAGCAUGCCUAGGAUUCAUUCAAAGAUUUUAAGUUUUUAACAUUAAAAGGUAAGGUUUUCAGUCUGAAACUUGUUGAAAUCACCGAUAAAUGUAUUCCAUUGUUGAUAAUUUCUCUAGAUUCUAUCAAACCAUCUUAUUCUUUCUAUUAACUAGACCCCCUCCACCAUUACGUUGCCAGUUGAGAAUGACAGAUAUCCUCAAAGUAUUUGAUGGCCAUUUAUUUUACAUUUGGCCUUAUUAGAAAAUGAACAAAUUAGCAUCUACUUACCUAACAUUUAUGGGGUUUUGGUAAUAUAAUGCCUGCUCCCAGUUAUAUUUGUGCUUCCACCCACCUCCAGGCUGAGCCAGGAGGGUUGAACGGCAGUGUUGCUCGAGAUAAGAUGGGAUUAGGCUUGGAUUCUGAGUGGGAGGCAAAUAGGUAUUCGGUCAUUUUCUCAUCUGGAUUAGUCUCUUACUGAGGCAAAUUCUGGCUAACUCAAUUAAGGGUGACGAAUACUGAAGGGAGGACAACAGAAAAAUAUACAGUAGUUUAUGGUGGGUUCAUUCAGGCACUCUGACUGAAGGUCAAACAGUUCUUGAGAUAUAAUGUAAGAAUAACGAUAUAACUAUAUUUUUGUAUAAGUUCUAUAAAUAUCAUAUAUGCUUGGAAAGUCCUCUUAUUGUCAACAUGGCCCGUUUAAUAAUCAUAUAGGUGUCGAUUAAUCGUGCAAAAUGUAUGGUUACCUUCAUACCUCAGAAUAGGCUGCGAAAUCAGAUAAUACAAUCUUCUUGGAUUAAAAUGCCACACAUUAUCAACAGCACCUCAUCAUUAAACCAGAGGUAAAACUAGGAGACCAGUUACCUGGAGGGAAUCUGAUUCAUUGGUUAAGAGAUUUAGAUCCGUCGUGAUGAACCUGAACUGCUCUCAUUUCUCGAAUUGUAUUUUAUCUUGACAGUUUUGACAGUCUCCACACUGAGAAUUCUAGUUCUAUCUGGAUUGUCAUAGGCAGCAUUUAUCACCAUUAUCUAUGAGUCUACUAUCCUCUGAUUAGAAAAAAAAAAUCAGUUUUUCUUAUCCAUUGCUUACUGCUCCAUCUUCUCCAUGUCACUCUGAGUAACAAGUUCUCUGCAGGUACGAGCUGUCCAUUCUGGCACAGCAACACUGAAGGACGCCACCUCUGAAGCCAUACGAGACUGGGUCACCAAUGUAGAAACUACCCAUUAUAUUUUGGGAUCUGUUGCAGGCCCUCACCCAUAUCCCAUGAUGGUCAGAGAUUUCCAUGCUGUAAUUGGAAAGGAGACCAGAAAGCAAGCAAUGGAGAAGUGGGGUGGUAAGCCCGACGUGCUGGUUGCCUGUGUCGGCGGUGGCUCAAAUGCAAUGGGUCUCUUCCAUGAGUUUGUGGAUGACCCGCAUGUGAGGUUGAUAGGUGUGGAGGCUGCAGGAUUUGGGUUAGAUAGUGGCAAGCAUGCUGCCACUCUAACCAAAGGCGAUGUCGGGGUUCUGCAUGGAGCUAUGAGUUACUUGUUACAGGAUGAUGAUGGACAAAUAAUUGAACCUCAUUCUAUCAGUGCUGGGUAUGUUCUUUUUUCUUCAUUUCAAUCAUGAUGGUCCAUUUGUUUCAUCAUCAACUUUAUAUUUCCGGGAUGUUAACUUCAUCAAAUUUCCUCAAUGGGUUGCAGUUUGGAUUACCCAGGAGUCGGCCCAGAGCACAGCUUCCUGAAGGAUAUCAGACGGGCUGAGUACUACAGCAUUACAGAUCAUGAGGCACUGGAAGGUAGUAUGCCCUUCUUUCGUAACUUUUGCCCAUCUGAGUUCAAUUUUCCGAAAUUUAGCAGAAGAAAAGAUGAAUAAUCAAUGAUCUUAUGGUGAUCGCUGUGGACCUUAUCAUGGUGGAACCAGGAUAUCCGAGUUGAAAUUUAUUUUAAAACAAAUUUUGAAGGAUCUUUUUUACUGUAGUUUUCUAAUCUCUGCAACCCUGCUGUCCUGUUUCUCGCAGCGUUCAAGCGGCUGUCUCAACUGGAAGGCAUCAUCCCUGCAUUGGAGACGUCACAUGCCCUGGCGUUCUUGGAGGUGCUCUGCCCAACCCUUGCGGACGGCGCUAGGGUUGUCCUCAACUGUAGUGGAAGGGGAGACAAGGACGUCCAGACGGCCAUCAAACACCUCAAAAUCUGA